AUGUAUGCGGAUGAAAAUGUUUGGGUCGAACCGUUCGAAUUAUAUGCCAAUAUCACAAUCCCAGGUUUAUCACCUUUGUUCCCUCAAGUACAAUGUGAUUGGAAAGGAGAAAUAUGUCAUAUAACUACUGGAGAAGCAGAGAUUAAUGCUGCUUGUUCCGUUUCUGCACUCCUCCUGUCACCCGAUUUCGACCUAACUUCCACUUAUUUCCUCAUAGCAGGAAUAGCAGGUGUUAAUCCUUUUACCGGUACACUUGGAUCUGUAGGCUUAGCACGUUGGGCAGUUCAGGUAGCUUUGGCAUACGAGGUCGAUUCUAGACAAAUACCUUCGAAUUGGACGACGGGUUAUUGGUUAGAAGGGACUGAAGAACCUGGUCAAGCACCUGCUGAGAUUUAUGGUAGUGAGGUUUUUGAGCUCAAUACCAACCUCCGUGACGCCAUAAUGCCUUAUCUCGAUGGUGUGAAAUUGAAUGACACUGAGGCUGCAAUGACUUAUCGUGCGAAUUACGAUUACGCUCCGGCGAACCAACCCCCACAGAUUUUCUUCGGAGAUGUCGCAACUUCGGAUGUAUAUUUCGCCGGAAGUUUAUUAGGUGAAACAUUUGGAAACAUCACGAAACUCUGGACGAACGAUACUGGAGUCUACGCUCUUACAGCUCAAGAAGAUAAUGCGAGUUUAGAAGCAAUGGUCAGAGCUUCAAAAGUUGGUUUGAUGGAUAUUUCCAGAGUUAUAUUAAUGAGGACUGCUAGUGAUUUCGAUAGAGCUCCUCAUAAUCAAGAAACGGUUUAUUCUUUUGAAUAUAAUCAAGGUGGAUACGAACCUGCUUUAGCUAAUAUACUAAUUGCUGGUCAACCUAUCGUUGAGGGUAUAAUCAAACACUGGGAACAAAAAUACAAAAAAGGUGUAAAACCUCAAGAUGGAUGGUUGUACAAUUCAGACGUUUUACAUACUUUGACAACACGUAAACGUAAGAGAAAUUUCGGUAGAUUUCGGGGUUGA
Messenger RNA from Tremella mesenterica DSM 1558, 999 nucleotides. RefSeq lists its product as uncharacterized. The coding region runs from base 1 to 999 and encodes 332 amino acids. Gene Ontology annotation, cellular component: endoplasmic reticulum. The record is from RefSeq and is a predicted model, not a curated record. Gene Ontology annotation, biological process: transmembrane transport. Lineage: Eukaryota; Fungi; Basidiomycota; Tremellomycetes; Tremellales; Tremellaceae. The transcript has 6 exons.